This is a messenger RNA of Nymphaea colorata (pocket water lily), 2001 nucleotides long. RefSeq lists its product as uncharacterized. Gene Ontology annotation, biological process: cortical microtubule organization. Bases 16 to 1779 code for a protein of 587 amino acids. Lineage: Eukaryota; Viridiplantae; Streptophyta; Magnoliopsida; Nymphaeales; Nymphaeaceae. The transcript has 6 exons. Gene Ontology annotation, cellular component: cortical microtubule. The record is from RefSeq and is a predicted model, not a curated record.
UCCCCUGCGGUCGCUAUGCUGAAUGGAAACUGCGUACCUUUUCAUCCUAACCUUAUCUCUGUUUUCAUUCAACUGACAGCUCCAGAUCUCCUCUUCAUCAACUGGACCAAAUACUUUUCUUUCUAUGUUGGUGGUGGUUGUUGGCAGCCUCAAAAUAUGUUUCCGCACAGGAGAGGUCAGAGCCUCGCCGGAUUGUCCAGGGACAAUCGGCGUAAUCUCCUCACUACUUCAUUGGAUGAGUUGCAGCAUUCAGCAAUUUCUGCAAGAUUGGAGAGAGUCUCAAUAGGAGGGCCGGUGGCCUCCAAACCUAAGAUCGUAUCUGCAGGGAUGGACGAUCUAUUGACAUCAGAUGGAGGGAAGCAUGACUAUGACUGGCUCCUCACACCACCAGGAACUCCAUCAGGUGAGAGCAAGCCAUCUUUACUGGUACUGGCACCGGCACCGGCACCAAUACGGGCACCGGCAACUAGGUUCGGAUCUGCGACAAGGUCUUCAAGGAUCCCAGGUAGUCAGUCAGAGACGACUACCCAAGUGAAACCCACAAGAAGCAGAUCCACCUCACGUCCUACAACCCCAUCAUCCUUCUUGUCUAGUUCUCAAGCCUCCAAAUCAGUCCUCAAUACCAGCUCCAUGUCAGUCAAUUCCAGACCAUCAACUCCUACUCGCCGAACAGUAGCUCCUUCGUCUCAAUCGAGACCAUCAACUCCAUCCAGAACUAAACCACCGGCAGUCUCUUCAAGACCCUCCACACCCACCUCUAGGCCGCAAAUUCCAUCAACAGUAAAACCAUCUCCAGUAAAGCCCACGGUGACACCUCCGGUUACACGAACUGCUUCCCGGCCCUCAACUCCUACACGGACUGCUUCCCGGCCCUCCACUCCUACUCGACGCCUAUCUACAGAAACUCCUGUCCCCGUCUCAUCCCCUAUUGUAAGAUCUCCAUCCAUGGCUACAACCACCCGCAGCCCUGCUCUUGCAUCCCGUGCUAGGUCUCCAAGCCCUCGGCCACACAGCAGGCAACCUUUAGCUGUUCAUGACUUUUCUAAAGAAGUGCCACUAAACCUGAGAACCACAGCACCAGAGAGGCCAAACUCUGCCACCAGAAGCCGGCCUGGGAGCUCAGAUUCUAUUCACAGCACUGAACAUACUAGUAAUGGAGGAGGAACAGUAAGGAAGCCAUCUCCUGUAAGAGGAAGAGAUCAUCCUGUCUCCAAGGAGCGUGUGCUUGCAAAUGGGCAUGGUACUGGCCAUAUGGAGAACACAGGCAUGCGGGUACCUGUAUCAAGGCCACCAUCCUCGACAGUUGAUAAUGGUGGAUUCGGAAGGACGAUAUCAAAGAAAUCAAUGGACAUGGCUAUCAGGCAUAUGGAUAUCAGACAUAGCACAGGGAACAUGCGUUCGCUGUCAGGCAGUGCCAUUUUCCCUCAGAGUAUCCGGUCAACCACACCAAAGAUCCGAUCAUCGAACUUGCCAGAUAAUCAACCACCCAACAGAACCAGCAAUACUAAGAUUUUGGAAAAUGGUAAUGCCGGAAACCUUUCAGACUAUGAGAAUGGGAAGGAUAGGAGCCACAUUGUUGACUUAAUUGCGGAGCGACUAGCUGUGAAGCUGAAAGAAGCUGAGAAGAUGAAAGAAACAGACCUCUCCAUCAGCACUCGUUAUGAUUCAUUCUUGCUAAAAGAAGACUUGAAGAAUACAGAAUGGCUGCAUAGCAUCGACGAUCAGAGUUCAAUCUUUGACCAUCGAUUUGAACAACUCCCAGAGCCCUUUGGCUCAUAAGCACCUAUUUGGCUUUUGUUUUCCACUUCCUGUUAUCAUUUAAACCCCCUCCUGGUAUUCGAGCCUCUGUGUGUGGAUUUUGGUCCUCCUUUCUUAAAGCCCACACAUUUUAAUACCAGCUAUGUGAUACAGAAGGAUGUAAACUCUUUGGCAUAUGAUCAAAUUCUAAUAUGCUUAGAGAAAACAAAUAUUCAAUUACAGAUAAGCACCAAAAUUAUUUCU